Drosophila rhopaloa is the source of this 846-nucleotide messenger RNA. It is a transcript of the gene B9d1, whose product is annotated as B9 domain-containing protein 1. The transcript has 2 exons. The record is from RefSeq and is a predicted model, not a curated record. Gene Ontology annotation, cellular component: MKS complex. Gene Ontology annotation, biological process: cilium assembly. The coding region runs from base 63 to 794 and encodes 243 amino acids. NCBI's taxonomy places the organism in Eukaryota, Metazoa, Arthropoda, Insecta, Diptera, Drosophilidae.
AGGUGGAAAAUACUUGUAUUUCGAUUCGAAACCACCCCGUUGGCGAGUCGGCAACCACCGAAAUGAGUGCCAGUGAGGGCAUUAGUCUCCCAGGCAACCAGGACCCCAGUCCGCCGCGUGAAAAACAUAAACAAAAGGCCAAGAAGGACCGAAAGAAGAAGUCCAGCAGUGCCAAAGAGAGGGCUCCUCCGAGUGCCAUGGACGCGAAAGCCACUGCCAGCUACUUCAGCCUGAGCAUCACGGGCCAAAUAGUGUCCGCCACAUUUCCCCUGGGUCCCGACAAGGAGUUCGUCUUCCUGCGCUACGAACUGGUCGCCGGUCCCGACUGGCAGUUGGCCUCCGGACCCCAGCACGGACUCACCCAGCUGGCCACCAACCGGAGGGGACACUUCAACGAGCCGGUGGUCUUCAACAUGCCCAUCGAGGUGACCUACAAGAGCACCAGUCCCUUUGGCUGGCCCCAGAUCCUGGUGAGCGUUUUCGGACGCAAUGGAAUGGGGCGGGAGACGCUCCUUGGCUACGCCCACCUCCACCUGCCUGUGUUCGGGAGUCGUCGUCCUGCGGAGCAAGCGGAGCAGCUGCAGGCUCCCAUACUGAUGCCCAAGUGCCCCAGCAUGAUGGCGGACAUCACCAGUUGGCUGCUCCGCCGCGAGCCGGAACUGAAGGAUCCCAAGGUCCUGCUGGACAACCUGAAGUGCAAGGGCCUGUCCAUGGAGUCCUACGGCAGCCUGCAGUUCCAGCUGUCCUCCGUGAUGCGAGGAGCCCGCAAACUGGGCUACCAUUGGCAUUCCUGAGGAGUCGACGAUGUGUGUCAGUAAACGUGAACUUGGCGAGGCAGGAAAGCGU